Messenger RNA from Engraulis encrasicolus (European anchovy), 1959 nucleotides. RefSeq lists its product as uncharacterized. The annotation marks the transcript as partial. The transcript is spliced from 4 exons. Gene Ontology annotation, cellular component: cytoplasm. The record is from RefSeq and is a predicted model, not a curated record. NCBI's taxonomy places the organism in Eukaryota, Metazoa, Chordata, Actinopteri, Clupeiformes, Engraulidae. Gene Ontology annotation, molecular function: NAD+ poly-ADP-ribosyltransferase activity.
AUGUGGGCAGAAGGUGACUUUCCUCCCCAAGGGCCUCCUCGGCUUGAAAGCGUGACUGAACCUGGAGAAAAUGGUACAUACCUCAUGUACCACGGCACAUCCAAAGCUGCUGCCGCUGCCAUCCAAGUUCAGGGCUUCAGGCAGUCCGAAGAUGGCAUGCUGGGAAGAGGUGUCUACCUCAGCCGGAAUCUGCAGAAGGCCAGCAAGUACCCUCUGAACCUGCCCGACCAUGAAAAAGCUGUUCUGAGGGUGUGGGUGAAUGUGGGCAAGGUGAUUGUGAUCAACUACCAGGGCCACCCCUUGCAGAAGACCUGGCACGACUAUGGCUAUGACACGGCCUGGGUUCCCCCUAACUGUGGCAUGGUGCCCAGCGGACUGGAGGAGGAUUGUGUGUGGAAUCCCAACAGAAUUCGGGUCAUGAACAUCAUUUACCCAAUGUUGGCCCAGCAAGGUUGGCCAGGUGCACCAGCCUUCUACCUUUACCCCCCCUACAGCAACCCGGGGUUGCCAGUGUUGAGCCAGCAAGGUUGGUCAAGUGCAUCAGCCUUCUACCCUGCCCCUUUCCCCCAGCCCGUUCAACCCCCCUUAUUGAAAUCAAAAGCACACAAAGGACACAGUAAAUACAGCCACCUGCUCAGUCAAGGGAAAGCGCUCUCUCAGGAUUAUGUUCAUUUGGACCUGUGUCGAAAGCUGUUGAUCAAAUACGGAAUCAACAUGUGGGCAGAAGACGAUUUCCUUCCAACUGAUCGUCCUCGCCUUAGCAGCUUUGAACCACCCUGUGAUCAAGAAGUCUAUACCAUGUACCACGGCACUUCCAGAGAAGCGUCUUUUGCCAUUAUGAUGUCCGGCUUCAGGCAGUCCAGUGGCGGCAUGCUGGGGAGAGGAGUCUACCUCAGCAGGGAUUUCCGGAAGGCCAACAGGUACCCCUUGGAGCUUCCUGAAUCGCAGCGAGCAGUCAUCCAAGUGAAAGUUAGAGUUGGGAGGGUGAAAAAAAUCGACUGCCAGGGCCACCCCCUGCAGAAGACCUGGCAUGCCCACGGCUACGAUACGGCCUGGGUGCCGCCCAACUGUGGUAUGGUGCAGAGCGGACUGGAGGAGGAUUGUGUGUGGGAUCCUGACAGAAUUCAAGUCAUCCGCAGCGUUUUCCCAUCAGCAGAUUCUUACUCUGACCCUGACCCUGACUCUCAGCAGGAAAUCAACAUGUGGGCAGAAGACGAUUUCCUUCCACCUGACCGUCCUCGCCUUAGUAGCUUUGAACGACCUCGUGAUCACGGAGUCUACACCAUGUACCACGGCACUUCCAGAGAAGCUGCUAAAGGCAUCCAGAGGUCUGGCUUCAGGCAGUCCAGCGGCGGCAUGCUGGGGAGAGGAGUCUACCUCAGCCGGGAUCUGCAGAAGGCAUGCAGGUACCCUCUGGAGCUUCCUGAAUCGCAGCGAGUGGUCAUCAAAGUGAAAGUAAGAGUUGGGAGGGUGAAAAAAAUCGACUGCCAGGGCCACCCCCUGCAGAAGACCUGGCAUGACCACGGCUACGACACGGCCUGGGUGCCGCCCAACUGUGGUAUGGUGAAGAGCGGGCUGGAGGAGGAUUGUGUGUGGGAUCCUGACAGAAUCACUAUCAUUGACACCAUCUUCCCAUCAGCAGAUUCUGACUCUGACUCUGACUCUGACUCUGACCGUGACUAUCAAUAUUACUAUGACCCUGACCCUGGCCCUGGCCCUGGCCCUGGCCUUGGCCCUGAUCCUGACCCUGACCCUGACCCUGUCCCUGACUAUGACCCUGACCCUGACUAUGACUAUUACUAUGACUUAUACCCUGGCCCUGGCCCUGACCCUGGCCCUGGCCCUGGCCCUGACCCUGGCUCUGACCCUGUCCCUGACUAUGACCCUGACCCUGACUAUGACUAUUACUAUGACUUAUACCCUGGCCCUGGCCCUGACCCUUGCCCUGGCCCUGACCCU